AUUAAUUUGAGAUCUCUGUUGAACAUGACUGUUAUAGAGUCGGUCUAUCUAAAUUUUUUAAAUUAUCAAGAGUACGAGAAACUAAUUUACUUGCUACUUUUACAUUUUCAAAGAAUUAGUAAUUUAAUAUAGAUAAAUAAGAUCCACUUCAAUACAUUCCCAGUCCCACACAUUCAAAUAUCCAUAAUGCACAUGAUGUCUAUUUGCUUUCUUGAUGGUAAAUCUUAAUGAAAUGGCUAAUCAGAUGUUAAAAUUGGCUGCAUUUGUGAUAGCUUGCAGUAGUAUCACAACAAGGCUAGAAGGUUUUACAGAAAAUGGCAAGUGCAGGGCAGCAAGGUGUGGAAAAACUGAUAUCCGCUUUCCUUUUCAUCUCAAACACAGUGCUGAGGAUCCUUGUGUCUUCCCAUCUGGCUUUCAACUCAGUUGCGAUAAAACUUACAAAAAUGUCUUAGCUCCGACGAUAAAGUUUGAAUACGAGGCCAGUACCUCUCUUCCCGGACUCUACCUUUCAUUCUCUGUUCAGGCUUCUGUUGCUUCUAUCGACUACAGAUCGCGCCAGCUCUAUUUUGAAGCUUUAUCUGUAGUUGUCACACAAAACUACUACCACUUCCACAACAACCAUUCUAAUCGUAAUCAUUAUACUUUCAAACCUUUUGUAUUAACUGACGGCACAUCAAUUCAAAUUCAACUAUUUGGCCGCGUCCACAGCUGCAAUGACUAUACAUAUCACAAUUGUUCAUCAACAAGUGAUUUAAGUAGAUUUCACCGCUCCAUAAAUCCAUCCUUUCCCGAAAUCAUAGGUACUGUCCCUUCUCUGAGAAGCCAUAAUCGUCAAAUCUAUGCCAUCUGUUCUCUCCUGGACACUGCUGAAGUGCCUCUAACAUCUUGCACCAAGUUGUACAACAUUUCUCAUGUCCCCUACACUGUGGGAGGGCUGACUUGGUCCGGACCUGAUUGUAGUGAUUGCGAAGUCAAAGGACAGUAUUGCAAAUUCAGAAGAAACAGCAAGAUUUUCACCGAGUGCUACCCCAAAGGUUCAUUACAUAUACUUCUUCUAACAGUCGGAGCUAUCAUUUUUGGAUUGCUUACAAUUGUAGCACUGUGCUAUGCUAUAAAGUUCUUUAAACAGAAGAAAAGAUACCAGUUGAAGGUCGAAACCUUUUUGGAGGACUACAGAGCACUUAAGCCCUCAAGAUACACUUAUGCUGAUAUUAAAAAGAUCACCAAUGAAUUUAACGUCAAAUUAGGGGAAGGAGGCUAUGGAUCGGUGUUCAAGGGACAAAUUUCAAAUGAUGUUGUUGUUGCGGUUAAAAUACUAAAUGAUAAGCUUGGGGCCAAAGGAAGUGGAGAGGAUUUUAUAAAUGAAGUUGGUACAAUCGGCCUAGUCCACCAUGUCAAUGUGGUUCGUCUGGUUGGGUACUGCGCUGAUGGCUGUAGAAGAGCUCUAGUUCAUGAGUUUCAACCGAACAACUCACUUGAAAAGUUUGUCUAUAGAAAAAAUAGGAACCAAGGAUUCCUUGGAUGGGAAAAGAUGCAAAAUAUUGCUCUAGGCAUAGCCAAGGGUAUUGAGUAUCUUCAUCAAGGUUGUGCCCAGCGAAUCCUCCACUUUGAUAUUAAACCUCACAACAUAUUGUUGGACCAAAAUUUCACUCCCAAAAUCUCAGAUUUUGGUUUAGCAAAGUUGUGUAACAAAGAACAAAGUAUGAUCUCCAUGACUAUGGCAAGAGGGACAAUAGGCUAUAUUGCACCAGAAGUAUUUUCCAGGAAUUUCGGAAAAGUAUCAACGAAAUCAGAUGUUUAUAGCUAUGGAAUGCUGUUGCUAGAAAUGGUUGGAGCAAAGGAUCACACUUCAGUAGGUGCAGAAAAAAGCAGUGCAUAUUUUCCAGCAUGAGUUUUCGAUCAGCUUGAACAGGGGUCGGAAAUGAGAAGCCAGAAUAUUGAGAAAGAAGUAGAUAACAUCAUAGCAAAAAAGAUUACUAUCGUAGGACUAUGGUGCAUAAAUUGGCAUCCAGCAGACCGUCCUUCCAUGAAACGCGUUAUUCAAAUGCUCCAAGAUGAAGAUUGCCCAGCAAUACCUCCUAAUCCGUUUGACUCAGCAAGUUCAAGCUCAAGAAAUGCAUCCACAUUUAGCAGCAGGCUUGAAGAUAUUUCUGAAUCAGACUGAGAGCUCCUAGGAUUGUGAGUUGCCUCUACUUAAAUUUGUACAAAAUAGAAAGUCUAGGAAAUGGCAUGAUUUUAUGGCAUAUUCCAACUAAUUAUGUACCUGAUGUAAAAGCUAUGACACCAUAUGAUGUUUAAUUCGAUGCACCACUACAUUUAUAAAGAU
Molecule: messenger RNA, 2326 nt
Organism: Daucus carota subsp. sativus
Lineage: Eukaryota; Viridiplantae; Streptophyta; Magnoliopsida; Apiales; Apiaceae
Product: rust resistance kinase Lr10-like
Exons: 3
Coding region: 215-1891 (558 amino acids)
Biological process (GO): protein phosphorylation
Molecular function (GO): protein kinase activity; ATP binding; polysaccharide binding
Source: RefSeq, a predicted model, not a curated record